Hevea brasiliensis (rubber tree) is the source of this 1984-nucleotide messenger RNA. Its product is annotated as protein DETOXIFICATION 33-like. The transcript is spliced from 8 exons. The record is from RefSeq and is a predicted model, not a curated record. Gene Ontology annotation, cellular component: membrane. Lineage: Eukaryota; Viridiplantae; Streptophyta; Magnoliopsida; Malpighiales; Euphorbiaceae. Gene Ontology annotation, molecular function: xenobiotic transmembrane transporter activity; antiporter activity. Gene Ontology annotation, biological process: xenobiotic detoxification by transmembrane export across the plasma membrane. The coding region runs from base 325 to 1818 and encodes 497 amino acids.
UAAUUACAACCUUUGAGUCUUGUUUUUAUGGGAUUUGAAUCUUAAUGCAUAACAGGUUUUGAGUUACAGAAGGAAGAGUAACUCUUCCUCUUUCUAUGAAUCCUUCCCAUCUUUGAAUGUGAGAUCAUAGUCAGAUUCCUUUUCCACCUUCCUACUAACCAAGGAAGAAAACAAAUGGAGUAGGACCGUAUAAAUAUUUCAGCUUCUUAACUUUGUUCAUAAAACAGUCCUCUUCCCUUACUCCUCAGGAAGAGGGGUUUCACACGGUCACUGGUGAAGAAAAGUAACAAUUAAGGUGAAAAGUGAACAGAAACAAUUAUUCUGAUGGAGGAAAAUGAAGAUUCAGUUCAAGAAAAGCAUUUUCGAAUAGAGAUGCAGGUGAGUAAUGAGGUUAUGGGUCGGAAAAACAUAGUGAAGAAAAGCUGGGAUGAAUCAAAGAAGAUGUGGGAAAUAGCAGCACCUGCCAUGAUGACUGCAGUAACCCAAUUCUCAAUUGGGUUUGUCACUUCUGCAUAUGUUGGCCAUUUAGGAGAGGUGGAACUGGCUGCUGUCUCAGUUGUUCAGAAUGUUAUUGAGGGCUUUGUUUAUGGGGUGAUGCUAGGGAUGGGAAGUGCCCUGGAGACGCUAUGUGGGCAAGCUGUUGGUGCUGGACAACUGAACAUGCUUGGAAUCUAUAUGCAAAGAUCAUGGAUCAUUACUGGUGUCACUGCAUUGGUCUUAACACCUUUUUAUGUUUUUGCUUCACCAUUACUACAACUCCUUCAUCAAGACAAAGAUAUUUCAAAGCUUGCUGGAAAGUACUCGAUAUGGGUAAUUCCUCAAUUGUUUGCUUAUGCCAUAAACUUCCCUUUACAGAAGUUUCUCCAAGCACAGAGCAGAGUAUGGGUUAUGACGAUCAUUUCCAUAAUAGCCCUUGGAUUUCAUGUGUUGUUGAAUUGGGUGCUUGUGACAAAACUGGAUCGCGGGCUACUUGGUGCUGCCAUCGCAGGGAACAUCUCAUGGUGGCUUGUGGUUUUGGGUCAGAUAAUUUAUGUGGUCUCUGGUUAUUUCUCAGAGGCAUGGACCGGCUUUUCCUGGUCAGCUUUGAAGUCAUUAGCCGGGUUUCUAAAGCUCUCACUUGCAUCCGCUGUAAUGUUAUGCUUAGAGCUAUGGUACUUUACAGCUGUGAUUCUCAUGGUGGGAUGGUUAGACAAUCCAGAAAUUGCAGUAGACGCCGUUUCCAUCUGUAUGAACUUGCAACUGUGGACUCUGAUGAUAGCUCUUGGUUUCAACGCAGCAGUAAGCGUGCGAGUAGCAAAUGAGCUUGGAGCUGGAAAUCCUAAAGCUGCAAAAUUCUCAGUGGUGGUGACUGUUUUAACUUCAACAGUAAUUGGAAUUGUGUUCACAGCUUUGAUUCUGGUAACCAAGAAUGACUUUCCAAAGGUAUUCACUCGAAAAUUAAUGGUCAUGAAGGAGGCAUCAAAGCUGGGUUACUUUUUGGCAGCAACAAUUUUCCUCAACAGCAUCCAACCUGUGCUUCAUGGGGUGGCAGUGGGUGCAGGCUGGCAGUUCUUAGUGGCCUUCAUCAAUACUGGGUGUUACUACAUCAUAGGACUUCCUAUCGGUGCUGUUCUUGGCUACAAGUUAAAGCUAGGUGUUAAGGGCAUAUGGUCAGGGAUGUUAGCUGGUUGUCUGCUUCAAAUAGUCAUUCUGAUUUUCGUCUUUCUGCGAACUAAUUGGCACAAAGAAGCUGUGAAAGCUGAAGAGCGCAUCAGAACUUGGGGUGGUUCUGUGGAACCUCAGCAAAGUUCAUCCGAAAACAACAGCACGAGUGAUUGAUGAAUUCAUUGUGGAAAGGAACUUGAACUUGAUAAAAUCAAUAUCAAGUUCAUCAAAUUAAAGCUGCUUUUUUAUAUUAGAGUAGUGUUCCCAAGACUCUAAAUUUUUAUAUUUAAGUCUCAAUUGAAUUAAAUAAAAAAAAAAUUAGCAUUACAUAAUCAUAAAA